AUGGCGUUCCCCUAUACCGUGACGGAACAUGUUAUCGAUAGUCAAUAUAUUCGAGAGUAUCCCCGGGCCACGACCACGCAGGAUGCCCCUCUGAAGCUUUGCGUGAAGAAGUAUACGCCCAUCGAUAACCCCCAUCCCGAGCCGGGCGAUGUCACUAUCGUUGCUGCACAUGGCACGGCGUUCGCAAAGGUAGGUGGAAAGAACCAUAGCCAGCCAGCCUUACGCCUCGCACUCAUUAUCGCCCAGGAACUAUACGAGCCGCUCUGGGAAGAUCUCCACGCCAGAAGCAAGAAAGUGGGAUUCCGAAUUCGCGCGAUCUGGAUCGCUGAUAGCGCCAACCAGGGUGCUAGCGGUAUCCUCAAUGAGAAUCACUUGGGCAAUGACCCAUCAUGGCUUGAUCACAGCCGCGAUCUUCUCUUGAUGAUCAACCAGUUUCGCGACCAGAUGCCCCGACCCAUCAUGGGUCUCGGGCACAGUGUGGGUGCAGCUCAAAUGAUCUUUCUAUCACUGAUCCAUCCCCGACUGUUCUCAUCCCUCAUGCUCGUCGAGCCAUAUUUCGUCGAGCGCACGCUUCAAGGGAGCGGCCCUCUUCUCCUCCGCCUAACCAUCAACAAGCGAGAUGUCUGGCCUUCCCGUGCCGUCGCCGUAGACAAGUCACGCAAGGCCCUUCGAUCCUGGGACCCGCGGGUGCUGGAUCGCUGGGCUCGGUUCGCAUACCGCGAACUCCCGUCAGCUGUAUACCCACAGGAAGAUGCGACACAAUCAUCAUCAUCGUCGUCGCCAGAUGCAGGGCCGGCUGUGACCUUGGCAACGACCAAGUACCAAGAGGCGCUGAUGUACACGCGGGCCAACCCUCGUCGAUACAGAGAGCUGGGCUUGCCCGAUGAGCUGAAUCAGAAGCACGAGCACGAAGCGCCUAGUCCGCCGCACGACCCGCUACUCUUCCCCGACGUGCUGGGGGCGCUGGUGCCGGAGCAGAACUCCUACCGGCCGGAGCCGGUCCUGGCGGGGAGGUUGGUGCCGCACCUACGACCAUCGGUCCUUUUCUUGAGUGGAGCUGAGAGUCCACUGUGCAAGCUGGGGAUUCAUGAGCGGAUUGCCAAGAAGGUGGGGACUGGGUUCGGAGGGAGUGGUGGCAUGGAGUAUGGUCGAGUGAGGCAUCACUUAGUUCCGAAGGCGGCACAUACUCUUCCUUUGGAGAAAGUGACGGCUACGGCAGAUGCUCUUGGGCCGUGGAUUCAGCAGGAGGUACGGCGGUGGAAGGAGGAUGAGCAGCGCAUCGCACAGGGGUGGGAUGAAUUACCUGCAAGAGAGAAGUCAAUGUAUUCCAACGAGUGGAAGGAGAUGAUCGGUUCGGCGGCCAACCGAAUCAUCGAGAGACGGUCCAAGUUGUGA
Messenger RNA from Aspergillus fijiensis CBS 313.89, 1395 nucleotides. RefSeq lists its product as uncharacterized. The coding region runs from base 1 to 1395 and encodes 464 amino acids. NCBI's taxonomy places the organism in Eukaryota, Fungi, Ascomycota, Eurotiomycetes, Eurotiales, Aspergillaceae. The record is from RefSeq and is a predicted model, not a curated record. The transcript has 3 exons.